Molecule: messenger RNA, 807 nt
Organism: Cajanus cajan (pigeon pea)
Lineage: Eukaryota; Viridiplantae; Streptophyta; Magnoliopsida; Fabales; Fabaceae
Gene: STOMAGEN
Product: stomagen
Biological process (GO): positive regulation of stomatal complex development
Source: RefSeq, a predicted model, not a curated record
UUAACUAGGAUAUGGGCACUCUUGUAAUUCUGGUCGGGUCUAGAAUUCCACCAUGAGUUAGCCACUAUGGGUAGUAUUCUGUACCUCUUGAUCAUGCUCCUCUGUCUGUCUCACUGCACAUUGUGCCAGUCUAUCUCUUAUGGUCAUUAAUUCACCACAACACCGUUAUCUCUCUCCUUCACCUUCCUUCUUUAUAUCUUUACACAAACUCAUAUUUAUCCCUUAAAUAUUAUUCCACCUCCAACACUCAUUUCACCACAAAAAAGGGGAGAAUGGGAGACACCAAACUAACCCAAGUACUCUUCCUACUCUUCACCUUAAUUCUUGCAGCUAAAGUUACGCAAGGAAUUAAAACAGGGGAAUUGGUAUCCCACAUAGAACCAAGUUUGGAGGAUGGCAAUGAGGCAUGGAAAAUGAGGAAUUCUAGGAGAUUGAUGAUUGGAUCCACAGCACCAACUUGUACGUACAAUGAGUGUAGAGGUUGCAAGUAUAGAUGCAGGGCUGAGCAAGUGCCUGUAGAGGGAAAUGACCCAAUUAAUAGCCCAUACCACUACAGAUGUGUUUGUCAUAGAUGAUAUAUCAUAGUCAAUAAUGAAUUAUAGCAUAAUGUAAUUUUGAGUUCUAGUAGACAUUAGUCUGAAGUCACUGCCAAGAGAACUUCUAUUCCUUAUUACUUCCACCAUUCCCCUUCCAAUGCUAGCAGUUGUGAGUGCCUGUGCUGAAAGGUGCAAAAAUUUUGCAUUUGCUUUGUUGUCAUUCAAUUACUAAUAAGAAGCCUAUUUGCUGUGUUUCAUUUUGGUAUUUUUA